Lagopus muta (rock ptarmigan) is the source of this 529-nucleotide messenger RNA. It is a transcript of the gene TMEM234, whose product is annotated as transmembrane protein 234. The record is from RefSeq and is a predicted model, not a curated record. The coding region runs from base 3 to 476 and encodes 157 amino acids. NCBI's taxonomy places the organism in Eukaryota, Metazoa, Chordata, Aves, Galliformes, Phasianidae. The transcript is spliced from 5 exons.
CCAUGGCGGCGGUGCGAGAGGAGAGAGAGGUGCGCGGCACCACUUCCGGGUCAGAGGGCGCGGGAAGGCGGAAGUCCGUCGCUGUCGCUAUGGCGACCGCGGGAGAGGCAGCGGUGCUGGUGCUGGUGGCCGUGCUGUGGGGCAGCACGGGGCCGUUCCUACGGACGGGAGCGGCGGGGCUGGAGGACGUGCGGCGCCAGGGCCGCCUACAGCAGCUGCUGGCCGAGAUCAGCUUCCUGGGCCUCAACUACAAGUACAUGGUGCCAUUUCUGCUGAACCAGUGUGGAUCUCUGCUCUUCUACCUCACCCUGGCAUCUGCAGAGCUGUCCCUGGCAGUGCCACUCUGUAACUCCCUGGCUCUGAUAGUCACACUGGUAACUGGAAGGAUUCUGGGAGAGGACAUUGGUGGUAAAAGGGCUGUGGCAGGGAUGCUGCUCACCCUCCUGGGCAUCACCCUCUGCGUAGCUGGUUCGUGACCAAGGCACAGUGAGCAGAGGAAACUGCUUGAAGGUGAGCCAUGGCUGAAGAG